Molecule: messenger RNA, 1333 nt
Organism: Bubalus bubalis (water buffalo)
Lineage: Eukaryota; Metazoa; Chordata; Mammalia; Artiodactyla; Bovidae
Gene: UBB
Product: ubiquitin B
Exons: 2
Coding region: 11-1192 (393 amino acids)
Biological process (GO): protein ubiquitination; modification-dependent protein catabolic process
Cellular component (GO): cytoplasm; nucleus
Molecular function (GO): protein tag activity; ubiquitin protein ligase binding
Source: RefSeq, a predicted model, not a curated record
GCCCGCAGCCAUGAGCGUUGGGAGGAGCGGAGAAAGGGGCUUCCGUGAGGGCGAGCCGCAGAGGCCUUGGGAGUCCGCGAGACGAGGCGGGUGGGAGUGGGGGAGGGGAAGCGAGGUGACGCGGCCCCGGCCUUUCCGGAAGAGCGGGCCUUGUUUACGUGUCGGGAGCGGGGGCGGUUGGCGCGGGCGCCCGCCGGCACAGGUCAACGGACACUUAACCGAUGGAGAUUCCAUCGCGUCUGCUUCAGGGGGGAAAGGUGGAAGAGAGGUCAAAAUGCAGAUCUUCGUGAAAACCCUGACCGGCAAGACCAUCACCCUGGAAGUGGAGCCCAGUGACACCAUCGAGAACGUGAAGGCCAAGAUCCAGGAUAAGGAAGGCAUUCCCCCUGACCAGCAGAGGCUCAUCUUUGCCGGCAAGCAGCUGGAAGAUGGUCGCACUCUUUCUGAUUACAACAUCCAGAAAGAGUCGACCCUGCACCUGGUCCUCCGUCUGAGGGGUGGUAUGCAGAUCUUCGUGAAGACCCUGACCGGCAAGACCAUCACCCUGGAAGUGGAGCCCAGUGACACCAUCGAGAACGUGAAGGCCAAGAUCCAGGAUAAGGAAGGCAUUCCCCCUGACCAGCAGAGGCUCAUCUUUGCCGGCAAGCAGCUGGAAGAUGGCCGCACUCUUUCUGAUUACAACAUCCAGAAAGAGUCGACCCUGCACCUGGUCCUUCGUCUGAGGGGUGGUAUGCAGAUCUUCGUGAAAACCCUGACCGGCAAGACCAUCACCCUGGAAGUGGAGCCCAGUGACACCAUCGAGAACGUGAAGGCCAAGAUCCAGGAUAAGGAAGGCAUUCCCCCUGACCAGCAGAGGCUCAUCUUUGCCGGCAAGCAGCUGGAAGAUGGCCGCACUCUUUCUGAUUACAACAUCCAGAAAGAGUCGACCCUGCAUCUGGUCCUCCGUCUGAGGGGUGGUAUGCAGAUCUUCGUGAAGACCCUGACCGGCAAGACCAUCACCCUGGAGGUGGAGCCCAGUGACACCAUCGAGAACGUGAAGGCCAAGAUCCAGGAUAAGGAAGGCAUUCCCCCUGAUCAGCAGAGGCUCAUCUUUGCCGGCAAGCAGCUGGAAGAUGGCCGCACUCUUUCUGAUUACAACAUCCAGAAAGAGUCGACCCUGCACCUGGUCCUUCGUCUGAGGGGUGGCUGUUAAUUCUUCAGUCUUCUAUUCAUAAUGUUCAAUGAUGGCAUCCUUCUGCACUCUAGCCAUUUACCCCAAUUUAAGUUUAGAAAUUACCAGUUUCAGUAAUAGCUGAACCUGUUCAAAAUGUUAAUAAAAGUUUUGUUGCAUGCA